Messenger RNA from Paramecium sonneborni, 1788 nucleotides. The record is from the annotation of a GenBank genome assembly. Lineage: Eukaryota; Ciliophora; Oligohymenophorea; Peniculida; Parameciidae.
AUGUCAAAUCCACUCCCUAUUGAAAUAAAUUCUGAUUUUGAUGAAAUAAUUAAUUGCCUCCCCUAAAAUAGUGGAUCAACUGCUACUUAAACAGUUCUAAACAAUUCUAACAUUUCCUAAAUCUUGUCUUCUAAAUAAAUUGAUGAUUAAUUGAAUUAUGCAGGUAAUACUUAUAGAUAAUAAAAAGAUGAAGAAUUUGAUUAGCUCAAUGAAUAGAUGAAAAAUGUAUUACUAACUGAUAAUUUCAAACCUUCCUUGAUUUCUGCCUUUUAAGCUGAUAUGUAAAAUUAAAUAAUUUUAUUUUAAGGUCUUCUUAUAUUACACAUGAAAAAUUAACUAAAAAUUCUAGACGUAUGUAAUAAGAAUAUGAAAAUGCCAAUCCUAAAGAUAGAGAAUAUGUAUUUCUAACAUUUAUCAAUAAUAAUAUAAUAAACUUAAGUUUAGACAAAUAUAUGCACUAUAUAUUGGAAAAAAUCAUUGAGGUUGGUAAAGUUAUUAAAAUUAAAAUAGGCCCUCCCUUAUAUAGGAAUAAGAUUUUAGAUUAAAUAUUCAAUAGAAUAAAUAAAUUGAUUGUUGAUCUCUAUGCAUGUAAAGUGAUUUAAAAAGGAUUAGAAAUAAUGUCAUAAUCACCUAGAGAUUCAUAAAAUUAAUUUUAAAAAUAUGCCAAUUUUAUAUUGAAAGAUGAUAGUUUUAUUAAAAAAUUGUAUACAGAUAAAAUAGGGAAUUAAAUUUUUUAAAAAAGUCUAGAAGUAUUUGAUGGCAAUAAUUUAUAUUUACUUUUGCUUAUUUUAGAUAAAUAUGUAAUUUAUUUAAUUAAAUUUAUUAGAUAUUAAAUAUUAAUUCAAAAUAAAUUGAGCUUUCGACAGAUUAAUAUGGAUGUCUUAUAGUAAAUAAAAUAAUUGAUAUACUACCAAAACUAAUUGAUUAAGCUGGAAAAUAAGUUGCAAAUGAUAUAAUCAUGAGAAUUCUAUAAAAUUCUUCAUGUUUAGUAAGGAGACAAUAUUCUAAUUAUAUUAUCUAAUAAAUAUUAGAGAAAGGUUAAGAAUGUCAUAAAAGAAUCCUUCUUGAAUAAUAUCUAAUAAAAGACUUUGUAUCAAUGUCAAUGGAUAAAUAUGGUAGUAAUGUUGCUGAAAAAGCAAUCAUUCAUUCAGGACCUUAAUGGAGAUAAAAAUUAUGGGAAGAAGAAGUGGCAGUUUCAGAAGAGUAUUUAUAUUCUAUUAAUUUAGAUCUUUUCGUAAAUUAGUUAAUGAUUAGUUUGCCAAUUAUCCUAUCUAAAGAUUAUAUGAAUAUUUUACUUAAGAAUAUCGAACUGAAUUUCUAGGUUAUUUAUAAAAAUUAUACGAAAGUAGCUUUCUGAAUCAUCAUGGACUUAUUGUUUGGAAGUUUGCUAUAGUAAAUUUAAAUACAAAAAGAUUUGCAAAAAAACUGAAUUCUUAUGAAUAAUCGAAAACUUAUAAUUGUUUGGGAAAAAAUAAACAAAUUUCAUAAUAAACAAACUCAAAAAUAAACAAUAAUAAUCAAUAAUAAUAUUAAUAAUAUCAAUAAAUCAUACUUUAAUAAUAAUAAUUUAUGUGUAAUCUUUGGAUGCAAUAAUAAAAUUAUUAUCCUGAUGAUUAUUCAUCAUUUCAAACUUUUUUAUAGCAAAACUCGAUGAUAUUUAAUCAAUAAUAAUAAAUGUAGUCAUUAUAACUUUAUUCAUAAUCAAAGUAACUUUAACCUAAUUACUAAAAUUUUUAAUAAAAUGAUUCAAUAUAGAGGCAAAUGAUGAUUCAAAAUCAAUCUGACUGA